AUGAAUCGGUUCUUAAAGCCAUCACGGCUUGACUUGGGUUCCAGUUCGACAACAGCUGCAAAAGAAUGGAAGCACUGGCAUAGAACUGUCUCGAACUUUAUUGAGGAGUGUGGGGAAGAAGCGCCCGACAAAUUCCGAACUCUGAUUAACUAUGUAUCGCCUAACGUCUACGAUUACAUCGAAGACUGUCACAAUUAUGAAUCCGCCGUUGAAAUAUUACAUAAUCUGUAUGUUAAAGCACCUAAUGAGGUGUUUGCUCGACAUUUAUUAGCGACACGGUGUCAGCAACCUGGUGAGUCCAUUCACGAAUUUUUACACGAACUACGAAAAUUAAGCAAAGAUUGUAAUCUAAAGGCCGUUACAGCAGAACAACACAGGGAGUUACUGUUGCGUGAUUCAUUCAUCAAUGGUCUUUUGUCUCCACUAAUACGACAGCGUCUACUGGAAAAUAAAACUCUUGAUUUACAAACAGCUUAUGAUCAAGCAAAGUCCUUAGAUUUAGCCCAAACGAAUUCUGAAGCCUAUACUUUAUCAAGUGGGAACUCGGCUGCAACAAUUACUACUCCACCACCCAAUUCCAUUAAUAAUGAGGAUCAGCACACAUCAGAGGAAACAGAACAUUACGCUCAUGCUGCCACGUAUAAAAGGUGUUAUUUUUGUGGUGGUUCCGUCCAUAACAGACGAAUGUGUCCAGCCCGCGAAGCAUUGUGUAAUAAAUGUAACAAGAAAGGUCACUUUGCAAAGGUUUGCAAGUCUAAAGGUAAUCCUAGUCACACAAGUACAACUGCUGCCCUCUUCUCACCAACAAUAUGUGCCAUGAAUGCAUACCCAUCUAGCCUCUCGCAUGCUGUGAUAAAUGUACACAUAAAUGGAUGUAGCUUAUCUGCACUUGUAGAUUCAUAUAGUUCUGACAGUUUCAUUAGUGAGAAAGCUGCCAAUAAGUUAAAACUGGAGGUCCGUGCGUCAAACCAGAAUAUUUAUAUGGCACAAACCACUAUGAACACUAAAAUAUCUGGGUACUGCGUUACUGACAUUAUUCACAAUGGUCAGCACUAUACAGGUACCCGUCUUGCUCUCCUGAAGGAUCUGUGCAGUGAUGUCAUCCUCGGUUAUGAUUUUCAGAAGCAACAUAGUCGUUUGACUUUUGAACUGGGAGGAUCUGGACCUGAACUUAACGUUAACUCGACUUCAACGUGUGCACUUUCGGCUGCCACAGUUGAUGAACCAUCACUGUUUGAUAACCUCCUGCCAAAUGCCAAGCCUAUUGCGACAAAAUCGCGAUACUUCAAUAAGGAUGACAGAGAUUUCAUUCAGUCGGAAGUGGAUCGUCUUACACCAGAGGAUAUUAUCGAACCCAGCACAUCCCCAUGGAGGGCACAAGUAGUUGUUUUGAAGAAUUCAGAGAAAGGUUAG
This is a messenger RNA of Gigantopelta aegis, 1413 nucleotides long. RefSeq lists its product as uncharacterized. The record is from RefSeq and is a predicted model, not a curated record. Gene Ontology annotation, molecular function: nucleic acid binding; zinc ion binding. The coding region runs from base 1 to 1413 and encodes 470 amino acids. NCBI's taxonomy places the organism in Eukaryota, Metazoa, Mollusca, Gastropoda, Neomphalida, Peltospiridae. The transcript has a single exon.